Molecule: messenger RNA, 2724 nt
Organism: Branchiostoma belcheri (Belcher's lancelet)
Lineage: Eukaryota; Metazoa; Chordata; Leptocardii; Amphioxiformes; Branchiostomatidae
Product: CUB and sushi domain-containing protein 3-like
Exons: 17
Source: RefSeq, a predicted model, not a curated record
CAGACCGUGGUCACCUUCACCUGUGACUCGGGCUACACACUGAACGGCGCUGCUACUCCGACGUGCCAAGCUGACGGAACGUGGAGUAGUCCUGUUCCAACAUGCCAAGCGGCCCAAUGUCCGGCUCGGGCGGCCCCAGCUAACGGAGCGGUGAGUCCUACCGGAGCGGUCUCCUACCCGAACGGGGUCACCUUCACCUGUAACCCGGGAUACACACUGAACGGCGCUGCUACUCCGACGUGCCAAGCUGACGGAACGUGGAGUAAUCCUAUUCCAACAUGCCAAGCGGUCCAGUGUCCAGCCCGGGCGGCACCGGCUAACGGAGCGGUGAGUCCUACCGGAGCGGUCUCCUACCCGAACGGGGUCACCUUCACCUGUGACUCGGGUUACACACUGAACGGCGUUGCUACUCUUACCUGUCAAGCUGACGGAACGUGGAGUAACCCUGUUCCAACAUGCCAAGCGGUCCAAUGUCCGGCUCGGGCUGCCCCAGCUAACGGAGCGGUGAGUCCUACUGGAGCGGUCUCCUACCCGAACGGGGUCACCUUCACCUGUAACCCGGGAUACACACUGAACGGCGCUGCUACUCCGACGUGCCAAGCUGACACAACAUGGAGUAAUCCUGUUCCUUCAUGCACACCGAGACCAUGUCCGGCGUUGACUGCCCCAACUAACGGAGCUCUGAGUCCUCUCGGGCCACACGCCUUCCCUACCGUGGUCACCUUCACCUGUAACCCGGGAUACGUACGGAGUGGUGCUGCUGAUACGACAUGCCGAGCUGACGGAACACGGAGUAAUCCUGUUCCAACAUGCACAGUUGGACAAUGUUCGACGCUGACGGCCCCGGCUAACGGAGCUAUCAGUACCACAGCGACUUCCUACAAUACCGUGGUCACCUUCACCUGUAACUCGGGAUACGUGCUGAAUGGCGCUACAUCUACGACCUGCCAGGCUAACGGAGCGGUGAGUCCUACCGGAACGGUCCCCUACCCGAACGGGGUCACCUUCACCUGUAAUACGGGAUACACACUGAACGGGGUUACUGCUCCGACGUGCCAGGCUGACGGAACAUGGAGUAGCCCUGUUCCAACAUGCACACGUAAGACGACGGUACAAUGUUCGGCUUUGACGGCCCCAGCUAACGGAGCGGUGAGUCCUACCGGAGCGGUCUCCUACCCGAACGGGGUCACCUUCACCUGUAACCCGGGAUACACACUGAACGGCGUUGCUACCCCGACGUGCCAAGCUGACGGAACGUGGAAUAGUCCUGUUCCAACAUGCCAAACCAGAACAUGUCCGGCUCGGCCGGCUCCAGCUAACGGAGCGGUGAGUCCUACCGGAGCGGUCUCCUACCCGAACGGGGUCACCUUCACCUGUAACCCGGGAUACACACUGGACGGCGCUGCUACUCCAACUUGUCAAGCUGACGGAACAUGGUUUAGUCCUGUUCCAACAUGCACACCUACCGGAGCGGUCUCCUUCCCGAACGGGGUAACCUUCACCUGUAACCCGGGAUACACACUAAACGGCGUCGCUGCUGCGACGUGCCAAGCUGAUGGAACAUGGAGUAAUCCUGUUCCAACAUGCCAAGCUGGGAACUGUGACCGCCUCGUUCGUGAGGGUUGGGACAUCGUGUUCCUCAUGGACUCCACCAGCAGCGUGAAGUUCGGCAGCGUCAAGAACCUGACCCGCGACAUCGCCGACCGACUCCUCACCGACGGCGGCAACACUCGCGUGGGCGUGGUCCAGUUCAGCGACAACCCGGCGGCGAUUUUUGAUCUCAAUACGUACAACACAAAGUCUGCGGUCAUAACAGCAAUCAAUGCGGCUCAACGGCGUAGCGGUGGUACAUUUGCCGGGAGUGCACUUACCUACGUGAAAGAGGUUAGCUUCUCUACAGCAAACGGCGGCCGCGCGGAAUGGCCCGAUGCGCUCAUCGUGGUGACGGACGGCAUGACGUUUGAUGACAUCAGCUACGCGUCCCAGGCCGUGCGUGAGCAGGGGAUCACCACCUUCGCCGUCGGGGCGGGCGACGCGGUGAACCGCCAGGCUCUGAGGGUCAUGGCGGUAGAUCCCUACAAGGUUCGGAUAGUAACGAAUGACACCCAGCACGUGGAGACGGUCGCAGCCAUCUGGAGGUGGUUUUGCCUAGCCGACGUGUGCACACGUCCCGCAAAUCCGGCAAACGGCAUACGGCGCGGUACGAUCUACCAGGGAGAGAGGAUGUACUUCAGCUGCGACGACAACUUCGUCCUGGACGGAACAACUCCCCUCACCUGCACUGGCACCUUCAGCAGUUCCACCGGCUCGUGGAGUAAUACUGUUCCAACCUGCAAACCGGCGUGCACCCCCAAUCCGUGCUUGAAUGGAGGGGUGUGCUAUCCGACUCCCUCGGGAUACCAGUGUCAGUGUCCCCCCGGAAUAUUCGGACGCAACUGUGGUACUGGUUCUGGGCUGGACAGGCUGAACGGGCCAGGUUGGGACCUGGUGUUUCUCCUGGACAGUUCGGACAGCGUGGGGAUGCCAGGCUUCCUGAAAGUUCGAAAUGUCACCGAGAAAAUCGUCGAGAGGUUGCCACUACGUAACAACGAGACGCACAUCGGUCUGGCGCAGUACAGCGAUCAAACUAAACAAGAGUCCUUGCUGAAAAACUAUCAAAACAAGAACGCGACCCUUGAGAAAAUCCAGGGCAUCAUGCCAUUGGCGGGGGCAACCAGUUUCUAA